Molecule: messenger RNA, 445 nt
Organism: Oppiella nova
Lineage: Eukaryota; Metazoa; Arthropoda; Arachnida; Sarcoptiformes; Oppiidae
Source: the annotation of a GenBank genome assembly
CAAUUAUUUACUAUUUGAAGAAUUCAAUAUAGCAAAUUAACUCAAAAACAAUGGUUAAAGUAUUGAUCGCGGUACUCUUGAUAUGUGCUAUCUACAUACAAUUUGCUGAUGCCCAAGAACCAGCUUGUGUGUGCGGACUUGAGCUAGGACGUUUGUGCGGCAACCGACACGAUGUGGACGUCCCAAAAUCGGAGCCCUAUUUAACUGGCGACGGUUGCACCUCCAAUAGCCUAUACGAGUGCCGAUUCAAGCACGGGGAUGCUAUAUUCAUUGCCAAAUGUCCAAAAGGAGCUUGUCAACAUAAUAUAGCCGGCGAGGACACGUGCUUGGUUGCCUAAAUUGGCUGCCAGGGUUAUUUUUUAUUUUAAUUAUGAACGCUAAUUGUUUUGGGUAAAACUUAACAAAUUCUAAUUUAUAUUUAAAUAAAAUUUUUUGAGCAUUAUAA